Haliotis rufescens (red abalone) is the source of this 4992-nucleotide messenger RNA. Its product is annotated as epidermal growth factor receptor-like. Gene Ontology annotation, molecular function: ATP binding; transmembrane receptor protein tyrosine kinase activity; protein binding. Gene Ontology annotation, cellular component: signaling receptor complex. Lineage: Eukaryota; Metazoa; Mollusca; Gastropoda; Lepetellida; Haliotidae. The coding region runs from base 84 to 3005 and encodes 973 amino acids. The transcript has 24 exons. The record is from RefSeq and is a predicted model, not a curated record. Gene Ontology annotation, biological process: protein phosphorylation; multicellular organism development; cell surface receptor protein tyrosine kinase signaling pathway.
AGCUCAUUUGUAAACACAUCUUCUUGGGAUCAGCUGCUUGAGUGCUAUCCUCCUGGCAGUACUAACCCAAAGCGUGUGACAGCAUGGUGAACAAGAUAUACUGGAUUAUUAAAGUGUGGAGUGUUUGGCACAUUUGUCUGUUUCAAUGGAGUUCUUGUGUCAAGUGUCCCAUACCUUGCAACUGCAAAACAGGAACAUUUGAGAGGGUAGCCAACUGUAGUGGGCUGAAAGUGAGUUCUGAGGCAAUAGAAACCAUGUUUACAGAUCUUCCACCUCAGACAACGAAUCUGUACAUCUACAACAUGGACAUCGACGGGUUUCCGGAGCACCAACAAUUAACGUCUCCUGCACUGAGAACACUAUAUAUCAAAUCCGGAAGGUUGCACUCUCUACGUCAAGGCCUACGGUUUCUAUCUGCGACAGUUAAAGCAAAUUUAGCGGUUGUGAAUCUUUCCGGAAACAAACUGACGGUUCUCCUUCCUGACGACUUCCUCAACUUCACAAAUCUGGACACGUUAGACUUGAGCAAUAACAGACUGGAUAAAAUAUAUUCCAAUGCCUUUGCGGAUUUACCAACACUUCAAGAACUUGACCUGUCGAAUAACCCGAUCUCAAACCAACUGAGAAAUCACAAAAUAUUCAAUGGCCUUCACAAUCUAGUGACCCUGAAACUAAGGAAUUGUUCCUUGUCCUCAGUCCACGAAAGAGCGUUUUCCCAACUGCGCAAUCUUGAAUACUUAGAUUUGGAGCAAAAUGCAUUCCAGGCUCUUCCAGUGAUGGCACUGAACAAGAUUCCCAAACUCAGAGGGCUAUAUGCGCGGUAUAACGACGUCCGAGAGUUGCAUGACACCACAGCCAGCCUUAGAAGCCUUGCGUACCUAUAUUUAUCUCACAACAACAUAUCAAUAAUUCAUCCGUCAGCUUUAAGUGGUUUAGAGAAACUGAGAGAAAUUUAUAUAGAAGGGAACAUGUUAAAGACACUCCCCCAUCAACUUCAGAUGACAUUUCACUACCUGGACAAAGUGAACCUGCUUGACAACCCCUGGCAGUGUGACUGUGGAUUGGUCUGGCUGAGGAAUUGGUACGAUAACAAAUCCUCCAGUUACUCAAGCCCGGUCUGCGAGUGGCCAGCUCACAUCGCCAUCCGAGACAUUCAUCCACAGGAUAUGCGCUGUCCAUUAAAUAACGUCUCCCUGCAUGUGGCAUGUCACGUGACCUCCUGGUCAGGAGGGGAUGAGUGUCCACUGUGUCCAGCGUUCAGCAAAGUGGACAAAGACAAUUCUUGUGCAUGUCUCCCUGGGUACACGCACAACCACACCGACGUCUGUAGUCCAUGUCCACUGGGCUUCUACAAAGCAAGCUCUGGCCCCGGUCCCUGUGUGCCAUGUGAUGAAAGGUCAAGUACUAUUACUUCCGGGUCAGUCACGUGUGUUUGUGCACCAGGCUGGACAAUGCGCCGGGGCAGAUGUCGAGAGUGCCCGGAAAAUACGUACAAGUCUCAGUUCGGGCUCCACGCAUGCGUACCCUGUCAGGAGCACGCCUUUAGCCCAGAGGGCAGCACCGGACAGGAAAUGUGUCAGUGUCUUGAUGACGCAGGCAGACCGAUCAAGGACGUCACGACGUGCAAGGCGCCACUACGACCAUACCGAGUCACAGUGCACGUACCUGCGAAAGAGGAGCCAGCUGAGCACGACAGCCCCAAUUCAAUCCUCCCGAAAGUGUAUGUACCUAUGGGCGUGGCCUCUUUCUUGUCCGCCACCUGCAUCGUCAUCGUCAUCGCGGUCUGCUGUCGUCGUCGUCGGUCCAGAUACUCGCAGCUAUUCUUUUCAUCACGGAAAAAGGGAGUGAAGAUAAUACACGCAUCGCCAGACGAGUGCAGAUUUACAGAUGGGAAAUAUUUCUCCUUCGAGGGGAGGUAUGCCGAAUGGUCUCAUAUUACCGUAAAGCGCCUUAAAAUUGGACGUCUUCUUGGAAGAGGUGCAUUUGGAAACGUCCAUGAAGGUUUUGCUUAUGGUACCGGAAUAGCAGACAAUCGUCCCCUGCGAGUAGCCAUCAAACGCCUCAAGGACAGCGCGUCAGAUGAGGAAAGACAAGCAUUUAAGACAGAGUUGGACCAAAUGCGUCUCCUUGGGAACCACACAAACAUCAUUGGGCUCGUGGGAUCGUGCAACCUUAAUGGUCAAAUGGCAAUACUGAUGGAGUACGCGGAGAUGGGGAACUUGUUGUCAUAUCUGAAGGAGAAGUCGGCGAAGCUGGAGAACUACGUUAGUGUAAGUGCAGAUGGAGCUAUCGCCGAGGAGAAGUCUCGCCAAAUCACGGAGGAGACUGAGCUGAUGCUGUUUGCUUGGCAGAUCGCCAGGGGCAUGGCGCAUCUAGAAUCUCUCAAGUGCGUACAUCGGGAUCUCGCUUCGCGGAAUGUCCUCAUUGCAGCGGGGCCAAUCGCUAAGAUCUCUGAUUUCGGCCUCACACGUGACGUGUAUGAAAAUGGCUACUACUUCAGAACAUCAAAGGGUCGUCUCCCCUACAAGUGGCUGAGUCCGGAGGCGUUACUAUGGGGUCAGUACAACAACAAGAGUGACGUGUGGUCAUUUGGCGUCCUUCUGUGGGAGAUCGCCACCCUGGGAGGAAGCCCCUACCCCGGGGUGCCUGCUGACCACCUGUCGGAGCUCCACAGAACAGGCUACCGCAUGCCCCAGCCUCCCAACUGUCCAGACAAACUGUAUGGAAUUAUUAAUGCCUGUUGGAAUGAAGAACCCAGACAGAGGCCGCCAUUCCACAGACUGACUGAGAUUCUUGACCAGCUGCUUCUUGGAGUUGCAGAGCGGGAAUACCUCGCACUGGAGAGUGUCCCCAAACAGGAGAUGUUCCACUCGUCGCAGACGAAAUCAGCUGAUACGAUCGUCCGCAUAGAAAAUACCAAAGGAGCUGUGGGAAUGACUAGCGUGGACACAAGCGACACGUCAACUUCCGGUUACUCCAGUUCGCAGGCUGGUUUUUAUUCCUGAAGUAUUUCUGUAAACAGGCUCCACGAAACGAUUUACGUACUUACGAUUCGCUACGGUGGUUCGCUUUGAAACAGUUGCUUCACAUUAACAUCGACACAGGUGUGAAACUGUAGCUUAAAGGCCAUGUACAGGUUUGGACAGACAGCAUAACAUUGAUGUCGUCGACAGGAAACGGGUGUUCAAGUUGCCUUAUGGGUAAAACAGUCUCUCGUCACGUGGAAACUACAGGUUUGAUUCUGCAUAUAUGGGUACAGUGUAAUGUGUCCGAACUUUGUGUGUGCUCCGCUGAGAUAUCGCUGGAUCAUUGCUACAAAACCUACUCACUAACGCGAUAGAAAAAAAAACAACUUAUGUCCAUAUGUCAGAACUCAUUUGUGAGAGUUUGAUGUGAGAUUUGUUUUAGAUUUGUAUGGACUCAUCUCUCAUGUGAUAUCACAUUGGUCAUUAUGUUCUUUGUACCGCGAAGAGGCCGCCUUUAACCAGGUUCUGCCUACAACAUAUGUGGCCUUUGUGACAUUUGGCACUUAUAUGGCUGGAACCCAGGAACUGCCAGAUAGACAACUUCAUCAAGUGUGUAUAUUGAUGGAAUAUUGAUUGGAGAGGUCACGGUAGUCCUGCUAGCGUGUUUGGUAGAGAGGGUCCCGCCUUUAAGACUUUUUACUGAUGCAAGAACUGACCUGUGGUAACCUUGUAACUUUGUCUAUGAGUGUGUAACUGUACUUUUCGAACAUCGUCAAUACUUUACGGGUUUACAUAAGAUAGCUAAGCUGUAAAUCGCAAAGAACAACGAAGAACGAAGUAUGUUUUUUUCACGAUAAAACAUUGUUCUAUCAUGACGUCAUUUCUGGAGAAUCGAACUCGCAACUCGCAACUUGAUGACGUCGUAUGUUUGACGACGUUAUUUCUGAGAGGGGAGUGUCUAGUGAGUAGUACCCCAUAGAUGUAGCAGGGCAACGCAGGUAAACGCGAUGGCCGAACUAUCGCAUCCAAAACCGGGAUAGAUUUGACAUUUGGUAAUAGGAGAAAAGGUACAGAUAAUCGAUGUGACGAUUUACCAACAUCUUUAAAGAGGCUGUACAUAAUGUUCAUAUCUCACAUAUAAAAAUAAACGAGUCGUGGUCGUUGAUUAUCGUACAAUGAAUCACUCAAGGGAGAAUAUACCACUCGGGGCAGCGACACUCCCCGUUUAUUCCCCAUGUAGUGCUUUGUUGUACGAUUUGUACUCAUCGUUUAUAUCUUUAAUACACACGUAUACACGUUCCUCUCUACAAACGCAGUGUGACCGCUGUUUGUAACUACCGAAUCAAGCUACGGUCUGGUUCGACAAAGUAACCAGCGAGUUGACCAAUCAGCGCUCUGAUUACAUCGCACAUCGCACAAAUGGCAAUAUUUCUUGUGCAACAUGGGGGAACGUAUUUUAAACAAACCCAUGAUAUUUUGACGAUCGUUUCCCAUAGGAUAACUGUCAUAAAAUAUGCGAGAUGUUCUCGUGUCAAUGCACUCUGCUUAAAGCAGAGACUUUUUGGAUUAUGGAAAGGGGUUUGUCCCUUUAAAAUGUGCCAUCACCAACACUGGCCGAGAAGAUGAGUUUUCCCUGUCACGUGGUAUGAAUGUAUCAGAGAGAUGAAGAUGAAGAUGAAGGGAGUGUGAUAUAUUAACUGUAUAUACAUAUUGGUAUAUCUACCAACUGGUUUGUUAGUUCAGAUUUUACGGAGUGGUUUUUUUAUGUAUCCUUGGGGACAUUUCUGACGAGAGACGACUGUUGUUGUAUAUAGGACCAGUUGUCUGACACCGACAAUCAUCUGAAGGACAUGGUCAUAUGUUGGAGCAAUACACUGGAGGACAUCCAGGCAUGGGAACAAUAAACAUUUCAACGUACAAAGCUGAUGGAGUUCCAUGCUUUGCUUCGCGCAAUGUUUCUCAAAGUGUUUGUUUGUUGAACCUUUUUUAAAGCUUGUUGCCUUAUACAUAAAAUAUCUAAAACCAG